CUCCGGAGCUCUCUGUAUUCCAAGAUACAUACAUGAGGGGUCGAUGAGCAAGAUGGACUGAGACCAGACACGCCAUAAUCAUAUUACCAUCUGAAAUCAGAGCAUAAUAACUAAUAUAUAGAGCCUAUUCGGGUUCCCGCCCCCGUCUUUCUUGUGCAGUGGUACGUCUCGCUAUUUAUUAUUAUCCAGUGUUCCCUAAUCCGGGGAUCUAUUGGAAAUGUCGGGGUCAACGGAGCUACCAGGGCGUGAUGCCCUCACGCAGCGAGCUAUCCCAUCGAUGGUACUGAGUGAUGGAAGCCCGUCUUCCAUGACACCGCCCCCUAAAGCAGAGAUUGCGAAACAUUCCACUACAGGAGCACAACAGAGGUUCUCAGUCCAAGGUAAUGCAGUCGUUACUGGAGGGACUGGAACCUUAGGCCUAUACGCCUGCGAUGCACUUCUCGAACAUGGUCUCAGCGGCCUGAUGAUCUUGGACAUGAAUGCAACGAACUCGCAGAAAGAAAUAGACGAGCUGAGACCAAAAUUCCCGAAAGCUACGAUCUCUGCAUUAGCAGUCGAUGUCACCGACGAAGGGGCUGUUGAAUCAGCACUCGACGAGACAACCAAAGUAUUGGGAUCGAUUGAUAUUCUGCUCUGCUUCGCUGGGGUCGUUGGCUGCGUGGAGACACUCGAAAUGCCGGUUUCACAGUGGCGGAAGGUUAUCGACAUUAAUACUACAGGUACAUUUAUCUGCGCUCAGGCCGUGGCACGACGUAUGGUUGCUCAAGGAACUGGCGGCUCUAUAACCUUCAUUGCGUCCAUCUCAGCCCAUCGGGUCAACUUUCCCCAGCCUCAAGCUGCAUACAACGUCAGCAAAGCAGCGCUGCUCUCGUUGAAAAAUUGCCUUGCUGCAAAAUGGGCUCGGUAUGGCAUCCGUACGAACAGCAUUAGCCCGGGAUACAUGGACACCAUUCUGAAUGAGGGAGAUGGCAUUGCUGGGCAUCGGAAGAUUUGGGCCUCGCGCAAUCCCAGUGGAAGGAUGGGCGCCCCAACUGAACUCACGGGGGCAGUUGUACUACUUGCAAGCUGCGCUGGUACGUACAUCAAUGGUACAGAUAUUGUUGUUGAUGGCGGCGCAAUUGUCUUUUAGAUGCAGAAUUUCGGCUAUGUGAAAUAGGUUACUAUGAGAAUGCUCUUUUUCUCUGUCUUUUCCCUUUCUUUUAAGAUACUGGUUGAUACUAAAUGCACGUAGCCUUAGUACGAGAGGAAAACCCGCAGUGUCUUUCAGGCAGAUUUGAGUUGACAAAUAGAGGAUCAGCGUCUUGAUUCCCUCUUCACUCAGCCUGAACGACAUUAUUAAGAUAGUUUUUCCCGGUUGUUUGCCUGUUGUUCUAUGUAGUUUCCAAAACCUGCGCACGGACUCUAGUUAUAUAUAUGGCUGGAUAUUGUACAUACGAAGACCGAAAGAUUCUCGCCACAUUAAACGGUCUCUACAGUCUAGAAAAACUAUCGCGUCA
Molecule: messenger RNA, 1496 nt
Organism: Paecilomyces variotii
Lineage: Eukaryota; Fungi; Ascomycota; Eurotiomycetes; Eurotiales; Thermoascaceae
Product: oxidoreductase
Exons: 1
Coding region: 218-1129 (303 amino acids)
Molecular function (GO): oxidoreductase activity, acting on the CH-OH group of donors, NAD or NADP as acceptor
Source: RefSeq, a predicted model, not a curated record